Molecule: messenger RNA, 1515 nt
Organism: Emiliania huxleyi CCMP1516
Lineage: Eukaryota; Haptophyta; Isochrysidales; Noelaerhabdaceae
Exons: 7
Coding region: 17-1210 (397 amino acids)
Biological process (GO): cytoplasmic translational initiation
Cellular component (GO): cytoplasmic stress granule
Molecular function (GO): translation initiation factor activity; RNA helicase activity; ATP binding
Source: RefSeq, a predicted model, not a curated record
GGCAUCGAGGCUGGACAUGACUGAGGAGACAAAGACCAUUGUGACGGAAGACGGCACCGUCGAAACUAACUACGAUGAGGUCAUCGAGAGCUUCGAUGACAUGGGCCUCAAGGAGGACCUCCUCCGCGGCAUCUACGCCUACGGCUUUGAGAAGCCGUCGGCGAUCCAGCAGCGCGCCAUCAAGCCGCUCAUCAUGAUGCGCGACACAAUCGCGCAGGCGCAGUCGGGCACGGGCAAGACGGCCACCUUCACCAUCGGCCUGCUCCAGAACAUCGACAUCGCCAACCGCGACUGCCAGGCGCUGAUCCUCGCGCCGACGCGCGAGCUCGCCACUCAGAUCGUCAAGGUCGUUAUGGCCAUCGGCGAUUACCUCGGCAUCACCACCAUGGCGUGCAUCGGCGGCACCAACGUGCGCGAGGACAUGAGCAAGCUGCAGAACGGCGUGCAGCUGGUGGUCGGCACGCCGGGCCGUGUGUUCGACAUGAUCAACCGGCGCGCGCUCCGCGUCGACUACAUCCAGUACUUCGUCCUCGACGAGGCGGACGAGAUGCUCUCGCGCGGCUUCAAGGAUCAGAUCUACGACGUCUUCCAGAAGCUGCCGCCGACGGUGCACGUCGGCCUCUUCUCGGCCACCAUGCCGACGGACGUGCUCGAGCUGACCACCAAGUUCAUGCGCGACCCGAUCCGCAUUCUGGUGAAGCGCGACGAGCUGACGCUCGACGGCAUCAAGCAGUUCUACGUCAUGGUCGAGCGGGAGGAGUGGAAGCUCGACACGCUCUGCGACCUUUACGAGACGCUGACCAUCACGCAGGCGAUGAUCUUUGUCAACACGCGCCGCAAGGUCGAGUGGCUGACGGAGAAGAUGCACGCGCGCGACUUCACGUGCUCGGCCAUCCACGCCGACUUGGACCAGAAGGAGCGCGAGGUCAUCAUGCGGGAGUUCCGCUCGGGCAGCAGCCGCGUGCUCAUCACCACCGAUGUGCUCGCACGAGGCAUCGAUGUGCAGCAGGUCUCGCUCGUCAUCAACUACGAUUUGCCGACGAACCGCGAGAACUACAUCCACCGCAUCGGUAGGGGCGGCCGGUUUGGUCGCAAGGGUGUCGCCAUCAACUUCCUCACAAACGACGACGUGCGCACGCUGAGGGAGAUCGAGCAGUUUUACAACACGCAGAUUGACGAGAUGCCAAUGAACGUGGCCGACCUUAUCUAAUGUGGGGGCCGGCGGCGGCCUAGGACCGCCCACCCCCAAGCACGCUGGCCGCUUCUCUCUCCGCGCAUCGCAAGACCCAGUGUGGCCGUUUGCCGCGCGCAGAGCCGCUCCUGCGCGAAGCGCGGGUGGCUCGUACAGCAAACAGCGCACUUCUCGCGGUCGCUCCGCGCACACCUACAGCCGCGCUAUGUGCAUGCCACCCGCCCCCCCCUUGUGUCUGUUUUGUCCUGUGACGCUGCGGUCGUGUAGCGGGGUCUUCGAAGGAGCUUUCCGCGAGAUCACCAUGCUCUAACCUCUCUAUGCCG